This is a messenger RNA of Pogona vitticeps (central bearded dragon), 4737 nucleotides long. The record is from RefSeq and is a predicted model, not a curated record. Lineage: Eukaryota; Metazoa; Chordata; Lepidosauria; Squamata; Agamidae.
CCCUUUCCCAAAUAUUCCUCCCGCCCCAUACUUUUAAAUCCCAGCUUCAUGACGAAUCUAGUCCCGUCUUUCGGAGAAUAUUUUUGGCAUCCUCCUAUUAGGGGAACGUGACUGCAGCCCAAUCAGCUCGCAGCUCUUGUGUGUGUUGCUAGGCAGAUUAUGGUAAUUAGGCCAACAGAACACCCCCCCCCCGCUCUGCAGCUACCAUUGUGAGGUGAGGACAGGUGGGCGGGUUUCGUCUGCGGUGGGGCCCUGGGAACCGGCUCGGACACGACACCCUCACUGAACCCCCUCAGCCAUGGUACAGAAGACUACGUCGUCUCAAGAGGCAGCAGACAGAUGAAUCUGUUCAGACAAGCGCACUUCCGAUAAUUAGCUAGUGUACCGUGGAGCCCCACAGCAGAGAUGACAUGGACUUGAAAGAGGAGACAGCGCAGGUGUGGUCUGAAUCAGCUGAGCAGCAACAGAACACUGCUCAGGUCCACUUUGUCCCUGAAGAUGGAGCAGUGGCUCAGAUCGUGUACAGCGACAAUCAGGACCGUCCUUCACAGCAGGUGGUCUACACAGCCGACGGCACGUCGUACACCUCGGUGGACACCUCGGAACAUACGCUAGUUUACAUCCAUCCCGUGGAAGCCACACAGACUCUGUUUACAGAUCCAUCCCAAGUGGCUUACGUGCAGCAGGAUGCAGCUACACAGCAGGUGUCAAUCCCUGUGCACAGCCAGGUUUUGCCUCCUAUGGAGGCUGUGGAUGAGCCUGGUCCUCUUGAACCUUUGCACAAUCCAAUGGAUAGUAUGUCAGCGAAAGAGGAAAAUGAAGAUGAUGAGGAUGAAGAUGAGGAAGAAGAGGAAGAAGAGGAAGAAGAAGAAGAGGGGGAAGAUUCAGACAUGGAUGAAUGGGAUCCGGAUCCACCUCGUCCAUUUGAUCCUAAUGACCUCUGGUGUGAAGAGUGCAACAAUGCACAUCCCUCAGUCUGCCCAAAACAUGGGCCCCUGCACCCGAUCCCGAACCGACCCGUCCUUACAAGAGCCAGAGCAAGCCUCCCCUUAGUGCUUUACAUAGACCGAUUUUUGGGAGGAGUGUUCUCCAAACGACGCAUUCCGAAGCGCACACAGUUUGGCCCCGUGGAAGGACCCCUGGUGAGGCAGUCAGAGCUUAAGGACUGCUAUAUCCAUCUAAAGGUGUCCCUUGACAAAGGUGACAGGAAAGAUCGAGACCUACAGGAGGAUCUCUGGUUUGAACUGUCCAGCGAGGCUCUUUGCAACUGGAUGAUGUUUGUGCGCCCUGCCCAGAAUCACUUGGAGCAGAACCUUGUAGCGUACCAAUACGGCCAUCACAUUUAUUACACUACAAUUAAAAAUGUGGAGCCCAAACAGGAACUCAAGGUGUGGUAUGCUGCCUCUUAUGCAGAAUUUGUCAAUCAGAAGAUCCAUGACGUAUCUGAAGAAGAAAGGAAAGUUCUCCGAGAGCAAGAAAAAAACUGGCCAUGUUAUGAGUGCAACCGACGGUUCAUGAGCUCAGAACAGCUCCAGCAGCAUCUCAACUCUCAUGAUGAAAAGAUGGAUUUCUUCAGCAGAGCAAGAGGGAGGGGUCGUGGGCGAGGAAAAAGAAGAUUUGGACCAGGCCGGCGACCGGGCCGCCCUCCUAAAUUCAUGCGCUUGGAUGUGGCCAGUGAAAAUGGAGAAAAGUGUGCAGAAGAGACUCAGGACUUACUGCAUUUCUCCAGCAAGGGGCAGUUUGAGGAGGCCGGGCAAACGACCUUGAAUGGACUUGACCAACAGGAACAGACGCCGGUGCCACCAGAGGCGCCCUCGUCUCUGGAUCCCCCAACUGAGAGCCAGCCGUUGCAGCUCCAGCCGCACGAACAGACGAUGGCACCUACCCAGAGCCUGAUGACAGCAGAUGACAUACGGCGAGCAAAGCGCAUCCGGAAUGCAGCUCUCCAGCACUUAUUCAUCCGGAAAUCAUUCCGUCCCUUCAAAUGCUUGCAUUGUGGGAAGGCAUUCCGUGACAAGGACAAGUUAGAUCAACACUUACGCUUCCACGGGCGGGAAGGAAAUUGUCCUCUGACCUGUGACAUUUGCAACAAGGGCUUCAUUAAUAGCAGUGCCCUGGAGAGUCAUAUGAAGUUCCACUUGGACCAAAAAACCUAUUCCUGCAUUUUCUGCCCUGAGUCCUUUGACCGCUUAGAUCUGCUGAAAGAUCAUGUGGCGAUCCAUGUUAAUGAUGGCUGCUUCACCUGCCCUACUUGUAAAAAGCGCUUUCCAGACUUUAUCCAGGUCAAGAAACAUGUGCGUAGCUUCCACUCUGAAAAGAUCUACCAGUGUACAGAAUGUGAUAAGGCCUUUUGCCGCCCAGAUAAACUUCGGCUCCACAUGCUGCGACAUUCUGAUCGCAAGGACUUCCUGUGUUCAACGUGUGGCAAGCAGUUCAAGAGGAAAGACAAACUCCGAGAACACAUGCAAAGGAUGCACAAUCCAGAAAGGGAAGCUAAGAAAGCCGACCGGAUCAGUCGCUCCAAAACAUUCAAGCCUCGGAUUGCGUCUACUGAUUACGAGAGUUUCAUGUUCAAAUGUCGCCUGUGCAUGAUGGGUUUCCGGAGGCGAGGCAUGCUGGUGAAUCAUUUAUCAAAGAGACAUCCAGACAUGAAAAUAGAAGAGGUGCCGGAGCUAACCCUGCCUAUCAUCAAGCCCAACAGAGAUUAUUUCUGUCAGUACUGUGAUAAGGUUUAUAAGAGUGCCAGCAAACGCAAAGCCCAUAUUCUGAAAAAUCACCCAGGUGCAGAACUCCCACCAAGUAUUCGGAAGCUACGACCAGCAGGCCCAGGAGAACCAGAUCCUAUGCUAAGUACACACACACAACUGACUGGAACCAUAGCGACACCUCCUGUUUGCUGUCCUCACUGUUCCAAGCAGUAUAGCAGUAAGACCAAGAUGGUGCAACAUAUUCGCAAGAAGCACCCCGAGUUUGCUCAAAUGCCAACUAACACAAUACACGUGCCCUUGGCGACUGCGGUCAUUAGCACUGCCCCUGCAGUUUUAACUGCUGACAACACUUCCGGAGAGACUGUUGUGACAACAGACUUACUGACACAAGCAAUGACGGAACUGUCACAGACUCUGACGACAGACUACCGAACCCCGCAGGGUGAAUUUCAGCGAAUCCAGUACAUCCCCGUGUCCCAGUCCACUGGUGGCUUGCAACAGCCUCAGCACAUCCAGCUGCAAGUAGUUCAGGUGGCUCAGGCUACCUCACCUCACCAGUCCCAGCAUUCCACAGUAGACGUUGGGCAACUGCAUGACCCUCAGACCUACGCCCAGCAUGCCAUCCAAGUGCAGCACAUCCAGGUCACGGAACCCACACCUGCCACUGCCUCCUCCUCACAGGUGGGAAGUCAGCCCUUGAGUCCUUCAAGCCAACCCUCUCAGCAGGAACUCAGUCCUUCCCAGAUGCAGACAGCCGCCUCGUCACAAAGCCAAUCUCAGCCAGGCACCUCAGUCCAGCAAACGUAUCUCCCCAGCACGUGGAACUCAUUCCGCAGCUAUUCCUCUGACAUUCAGAUGGUGACCAUCCCACAGGGGCAGUACGUGAUUGCAGAGACCGCGGUCGGCACACCUGUCACUACAGUGAACACAGGGCAAGUGAAAGCCGUCGCUCCGACGCACUAUGUCAUAGCUGAAAGUCAAUCUGAACUGGAUGUCAAGCCAAACCUCUCUCUUUCCAGUGCUGUUGAAGUAGAUUUGUCCCAACCUCCAUCACAUUCUGACUCCCUAGAAUCACAGGCAUCCAGCCAGCCCCAAACAACGCAAUACAUCAUUACGACAACGGCCAAUGGCAACGGAAGCAGCGAGGUGCACAUGGAAAAGCCAUGAACUCCCUUUGUGGCAGCGAAAGGAGGAAAUCUAUUUGGACCAGCUGACUGUUCAGGUCAUAAUUUCCAAAAUACCAGGGCACCAAGAGCUGCUUUGAAAAGUUCACUGGCAUAACUUGAGCGCCGAUCCUUUGCAAAUUUGUUAGUCUGAAUGAUACUUGAAGAAGACACUUUGAGGAUGCCACCACCUGCUGGAGCCUGUGAACAAAGUCUGAUAAAAAAAAGAAUGGAAAUGAAUCUUCUUCUGGAUGCCCUCCUCUGCCUGCUUCUCCAGGGAGAGCCUUGUUUUUCCCAGUUGCAGAAAGAUUUUCAACAAUGAAGGAAAAGGUUUUCCAAAUUUCCACCUGGUGACAGAAUAUAGCUCAUGCACAUUUCCAGUACAUACACUUUUAAAAGUCUGCCUCGGUAGCUAGUUACAUUUCAGUUGACAUUAUUUGUAAGUUGCUAUGGAAGGAAGGGAAUGUACCAGAUUUGGGGAGAAGAAAAGGAAAAGCCAGUUGCAAGGAAAGAAUGAGCAAAUGGCGGACUUACUUCCCCCAGUGCGUGGGACAGGCAGAAAAGCGAAACUGUGAAGCUAUGUAGAAGCAAUUAAAUUAUUGGGUUUUUUUCUUUUGUUCGUUUUUUAAACCUUGUGAACUGUUUACAUGCCAUCUGCAUCACCCCAAUUGAUACUCAAUUCUGGAGAGCAUGAGGGAAGCAGUCAUGGGGGGGGGGACUCCCGCCCUCAAACUGGAAUCAGAGAAGCAUAUAAAGGUGAUGCUGAGUUUCACCCUUCCUCUUUCCAUGCCCCCUCAGUACGAAAGGGAUGAUUUCUUUUUUCCUGGAAAACCAAUAAUAAUAAUAAAAAAAAGCUCAGUGAUGUU